ACACUGACUGCCCAUUACACACUGCCUUCGUAUUUCAAGACUGAAUAACUUCUCAUUUUCCAAAUCCUCAAUUAGUUCUCCACCACAAUGGCAGUAGAACAAAUCUCUGAUCUUGAUUUUGUCGAUGCUUUCUACGUCUCUGCCAUCAUAGAUGAAUCGGAUGAAGAAGCACAACACGAUGAAACCUUUCCAAUUUCAGAUGCCAAAUAUGCAGAGGCACUGCAAUUCCAGGAAGCUCUAAUGGGCUCCGUAAUGAUAUCUCAAAUGAAGAACUCGAUCACCACUGCCACCAUCAUCAACACUUGCAAAAUCAGUAACCCAUCAUCACUUUUGAUGAUAGAACCACCUCCAGUAGUCCCAAAUUCUCCAACGGAAACAGGUCAAUCAUCUCAGAUUUUCUGUGAAAUAUGCGUGGAAAAGAAAGAAACUGAUCAAAUGUUCGCGACAGACAGCUGCAUCCAUUCUUUCUGUUUAGAUUGUGUUGGCAAAUAUGUAGGUACAAAAAUUCAAGAAAGCCAAACUAUUGUCACUUGCCCCGGAAUGAACUGUAGGGCAGUUCUUGAACUUGACAUUUGCAGGACUAAGCUUGCCAAAGGAGUGAUUGAUUCUUGGGAGGAAGCACUAUGCAAAGAGAUGAUAAGCACGCUGCAGAGUUUUUACUGCCCAUUCAGGGAUUGUUCUGCACUGUUGGUGAAUGAUAAUGAAGGAGAAGUUAUCAGGGAAUCUGAAUGCCCUUUUUGCCACAGAUUGUUUUGUGCACAAUGUUAUGUUCCUUGGCAUUCUGGUAUCGAGUGCGAAGCCUUUCAGAGGUUGAAUGAGGACGAGAGAGGAAGGGAAGAUUUGAUGGUCAUAGAACUAGCAAAAGAGAAGAAAUGGAGUCGAUGUCCGAAGUGCAGAUUUUAUGUGGAAAGAACACAAGGGUGUCCUCACAUGGUUUGCAGGUGUGGUUUCCAGUUUUGUUAUGGAUGCGAAUUGGAGUGGACUGGGAAUCAUGGUGGUUGCCAUAAAAAUUAGAUGCAUGAGAUGAGAACAAUGGCAUGCAUGCUAUUGCAGUACAAUUAGAAACCUGUACGGAAGGCAUCUUUUAUGUGAUCUAAGGAAUGAAUAUUGUCUGAAACUAAGGCUUGGUUGUUCUUCA
Messenger RNA from Ricinus communis (castor bean), 1138 nucleotides. RefSeq names its product E3 ubiquitin-protein ligase RSL1. Gene Ontology annotation, molecular function: ubiquitin conjugating enzyme binding; ubiquitin protein ligase activity; zinc ion binding. The record is from RefSeq and is a predicted model, not a curated record. The coding region runs from base 88 to 1014 and encodes 308 amino acids. Gene Ontology annotation, biological process: protein polyubiquitination; positive regulation of proteasomal ubiquitin-dependent protein catabolic process; ubiquitin-dependent protein catabolic process. Gene Ontology annotation, cellular component: ubiquitin ligase complex; cytoplasm. The transcript is spliced from 2 exons. NCBI's taxonomy places the organism in Eukaryota, Viridiplantae, Streptophyta, Magnoliopsida, Malpighiales, Euphorbiaceae.